Messenger RNA from Suillus clintonianus, 796 nucleotides. RefSeq lists its product as uncharacterized. The record is from RefSeq and is a predicted model, not a curated record. NCBI's taxonomy places the organism in Eukaryota, Fungi, Basidiomycota, Agaricomycetes, Boletales, Suillaceae. The transcript has 5 exons. Bases 149 to 646 code for a protein of 165 amino acids.
CAUAUCGCCACCACGCUUGUACCUUCUCGUCUCCUAUAUAAGCUGCCGUGUUUUUCCGUGCACCGUCGUCAGAUUCACCCCUCAGGCCAGCAGUUCUCAUUCGCAAAAUAACCAACAUCUCUAUCUCUCACCUUUUACAUCUCAACACAUGGAGCAUAAGUGUGCAUUCAACCUUUGCACUGCCAUGGUGCCGAGCAUCCAGGAGGGUCAAAACGCACCGAUGCUCCAUGGCGAGCCCAUUUGUGAUCACUGUGACUCACUCUUGAAGCUUCCGAUACCCAAGUCGAAGAACCCAAUACCAGUCGAACCACAGACGCCGGAGCAAGAUACACGCUGCAACGAAAUAGCUUACCGCGGGGAUCAUUUUGAGUACCCUGCCCAUCUCCCGUUACCAUGGGAGGGCCAAAUAACAACCCGUUCCCUGAUCCCCUGGAAGGCUGGUGAAACCAAGUGGAAGUGGAAGUAUGGUCAUCGCUCUGUAGAACCUGAGGCGGAAACAAAGGGUCGCAGCCCGCGUACCACACUUAUACGUCUCAAGGAAACAAAGGAUCGCAGCCUGCGUACCCCACUUAUACGUCUCAAGGAAACAAAGGAUCGCGGCCUGCGUACCACACUUAUACGUCUCAAGAACUCAUUCAAUUUGUGAGGACUACUAGACGUGUAUGAAGGCUGAGCGUCACCGUUCAUACCGAUGUUUUUUCUUUGUUUUUCAUAAUUUACGACCGCAUUUUUAUGUGUACUUAUGAUUACCUCCUGUCAUGUCUAAUCAAAUGCAUCAUGCGACUCCGAGCUUUCA